AGACAUUUUUUUUCACCUCAAUUAAUUUUUUUUACAGUUAAGUGAAGUUGCGUCAGUAUCUGACACUACCUAUCUUUCUAAAAAUAUUCCAGGUAAUAGAGUGUAAUAACAAACUUGUCAAAUCAAUAUUACUUUGAUUUUUUUUAGAAAAUGUCGCGGAUACUACGGAGGAUACUUCUAACAAAACCAAUGAGCCCAGUGAAGCUUCGCCAGUAUUUAACACGACUUAUGCAACCGAAAAUAAGUCAGAUAAUGUCAACGUUAAUGAUAUCAGUGAUGAGCUCAACAAAAAUAAUCAGCCCUCUAAAAUGGAACAAAACACCAAUGUUAUACCGUCCGUUAUAGCACAAGGUGAAAUCCAAUGCGAUGAUGUGGAAAAUCUUCCUAUUGAAAUUGAACCAUUAAUCUCUAGAAAGCCACAACAAUUUUUAACAUUUGUAGAUAAUGCGUCUUCAUCAGAUAAUUACGACCCAGAAGAGAGUUCUGAUAGUUCCAGCUGUUCUUCGAGUUGCUCGGCGUGUUUGACCUCUUCAACUUCUGCAGAUUCUACUAUUGAAAACCGACAAAUAAAUCAACCCGGUAAGUCUCAGAAAUAUGUAGAAGUUAAUUUCUCAAGUAUAUUGUUUAUUUUUAAGGGCAUCCCUUAAAAAAGACAAGAAAGGAGUCGAUGUGGAAGAAAAAUAUAAGAAAGGACAAAAGACGCAGAGGCGAGUCAUACAUCGGCGCAAAAAACAUAACGAAAGCCGCACGUCCUUUAUUACCACCACCAUGUUUCGUAAAACCAAACCAUAAAUGCAUUGCAUUUGUAAAAGAAGAAAACCGUCAAGAAAUUUAUAACCAGUUUCGAAAACUGCCAUCCCUAGAUGAUCAAAGAGUUUUCGUUAUAAAUCACGUCGAACAACGGUUUAAGAGCAGAGUAACAAGAAACAUCGAAAAUUCUAGAAGAAGUUUUACUUAUGAGUAUACGUUCACUGUUGAUGGCCAGAAAAUAAAAGUCUGUCGUGAGUUCUUUAUGGCUACUCUGAAUGUCACUGAUUCAUUUAUACGCACAGCAUGUCAAAAACGAUCUUCUAAUGGGGUGAUUAGGGGUGAUUUGCGUGGUAAACACGCUCCAUUUAACAAACUCUCAAAAACAGAGAUCAGGAUGAUAAAUUGAUUCGGGAUCACAUUCUGUCAUUCCCGGCAGUAGAGUCACACUAUUGUAGAUCGUCUACACAAAAAAAGUAUUUGGAUGCCACUCUAAAUAUUUCAAUUAUGCACAGAUUGUAUAAAACUAUGUGCAUGGAAAAAAAAAUAAAACCAGUUUGCUUAGAGAAAUAUAGACAUAUUUUUAGUGAAUACAAUUUAGGAUUCUUCCGCCCAAAAAAGGAUCAAUGCAAACAAUGUUUAGCCCAAACGAACAUGACAGAAUUUGAGAAAAAAGAACAUGAAAAUAAUUUCCAACAACACUUGACGCGAAAAACACUAGCCCGUAAAGCUCGCGACAAUGACAAACAAACAGCAAAAGAAAAUCCAGAAGUACUGUCUUUUAAUUUUGAUCUCGAGUCUGUACUUACUACGCCCAAAGGUCCAGCUGGCCAAAUAUUCUAUUUAAGAAAGUUAGCAAUCUACAACUUAACAAUCUAUGACUUAGCAAAUCAAGAUGUAGAUUGUUACCUGUGGGAGGAAACUCAGGGGAAAAGAGGCGCAGUCGAAAUAGCUUCUUGCGUUCGUGAUUACUUGCUAGCCCAUCCCAACAUCAAAGAAGUUCGAAUGAUGUCUGAUGGAUGUGGGGGCCAACAAAAAAAUUCGAUAUUUGCUGCUAUGUGCCUUGAGGUUUUCUCAGUUCACCGUAAUUUGGUUCAAAUUGAUCAUAAAUUUUUUGAGACCGGCCACACAGAGAUGGAGUGCGACUCUAUACAUUCAAAAAUUGAAUAAAAAUCAAAAUAUGUACCUGUAUAUUCUUCUGAAGGCUGGGCGCAAAUCAUCAGAAGCGCUCGUGUAAAACCACGACCUUUUGUAGUAAAACAAUUAACACAUGGUGAUUUUUUAGACUUCAAAACAUUUGGCCUUCAAUCAUUUAAAUUGAGCCAAAUUUCCUGGCGAAAAGUGUGUUGGAUUCGCUAUCUCAAAGCCGAUCAAACAAAAAUACUUUACAAAUUUAAUUAUAAUGACGAAUUCGAAGUGGCAAGUAUAACUAAGUCUAAAGGAAGACCAAAAAAGGUACUGUUAAAUAAAGCUUACAGCGAUGAGUUACCAAUUAAUGCUGCGAAGUUUAAAGACCUACAGAAAAUGUGUAGCGAUCUAACCAUACCAAAAAAUUAUCAUCCAUUUUAUAAUUCACUGAAGGUCAGUGAUAAAGUCAGAGACAGAUUACCUGAACCUGAUGAUGAUGAAGAACGUGUAAAUAGCGAUGAAGAGGAAGAUUGUUAGGAACCACCUUUUAAGUUAAAACUCGGUAUUUUUGACG
This is a messenger RNA of Sitophilus oryzae (rice weevil), 2449 nucleotides long. RefSeq lists its product as uncharacterized. Lineage: Eukaryota; Metazoa; Arthropoda; Insecta; Coleoptera; Curculionidae. The transcript has 4 exons. The coding region runs from base 668 to 1156 and encodes 162 amino acids. The record is from RefSeq and is a predicted model, not a curated record.